Messenger RNA from Doryrhamphus excisus (bluestripe pipefish), 662 nucleotides. NCBI's taxonomy places the organism in Eukaryota, Metazoa, Chordata, Actinopteri, Syngnathiformes, Syngnathidae. The record is from RefSeq and is a predicted model, not a curated record.
UUACUGUUGGAUGUUGAGUUUUCAGGUGUCUGGGCAAAUUAUUUUUGGAGCCUGACUUAGAAGAAAUACUUUAAAAAUGGCAUUUGAUCUUCACUUUGUUUUCCUCCUGUAUGUGAUGAGUGGGCUGUUGACUGGAAGUCAAUCUCAGUCUGAUGAUGAUGAUCACUGUCCCGAUGGAUGGACCCAGUUGGACAAACGCUGUUACAUCUUCAAAAUGGAGAAGAGGGAAUUUUCAGAUGCAGAGAGCGUCUGCAGAGUUCUUGGUGGGAAUCUGGUGUCCAUCCACAGCGCCCUGGAAAAUGCAGUCGUUAAAGAACUCAUUCGGAAAGGGUCUGCCGUGUUUGAAAAUACCUGGAUCGGACUCCAUGAUACUGUCCAGGAGGGGGACAUGAUGUGGACGGAUGGUUCACCCACUGACUACACCGACUAUGGAGAUGGAGAACCUAAUGGUGACGACUGCGUUGAAGUGCAAGAGAAGGAUGAGCAGUGGAAUGAUAGCAAAUGCAAUGAAGAGCAUUCAUUUCUCUGUGCUAAAGAUGUGAACUAAAAGACCCCGUUGCUGUCAUUUUACCUGCAAGGAGGAAAAACUGAAAUUCUCGCCUUUUUGUUCUGGAAUUAUCAUCUCUGUAUAUGGCUUUUCAUCCCCUGGAAUAUUAGGCAGA